Aspergillus clavatus NRRL 1 is the source of this 3792-nucleotide messenger RNA. RefSeq names its product autophagy protein ATG11 (gene atg11). Gene Ontology annotation, biological process: autophagosome assembly; autophagy of peroxisome; piecemeal microautophagy of the nucleus. The transcript is spliced from 2 exons. Gene Ontology annotation, cellular component: Atg1/ULK1 kinase complex; phagophore assembly site membrane; extrinsic component of membrane. The record is from RefSeq and is a predicted model, not a curated record. Lineage: Eukaryota; Fungi; Ascomycota; Eurotiomycetes; Eurotiales; Aspergillaceae. Gene Ontology annotation, molecular function: protein kinase binding; molecular adaptor activity. Bases 1 to 3792 code for a protein of 1263 amino acids.
AUGACUGCUCGUGGGAAGAAUGUCAGGAUACAGACGCUUGCUACUGAGGAUGAAAUCUUCGUCUACGACCGUCGAUAUGUUAGCGAACCGGAUAACGUCGAGCUCGUGGAGCUUCCUUCUCCCGAAUCCUUCACCCCAGACAAUCCUCCCGAUACCCUUGCGAAUCAGAACGAUUUACAAUCAUGGCGGAAUCUCUAUAUGGCCAGAAGGUCAUGGGCUCUGACCCUAUCGGAGCAAUGUGAGGAAAUGGACAAGAAAAUCCAUGAACACAAUGAGCGAACGGAUAUCAUCAACCGCGCAGCUGGCGUAGCUCUCGAGAAUCUCAAGACACAUGUGGGUAAUUUGGAGCAUCGGCUUCAGGAAGCCCAGGCAUGGGCAAAUGAUCUCUUGAAAGAACAAAAAGCCGCCUUGGAUGGAUGGCAGCGCGCGCUCUCAACCUUGGAAAGCAUCCCGGUACUCACGGAUUUUCCCUUCCUUGGCCGCCCAUCAACGCCAACCAAGCACAAAGAUCGAUCAUCGGGGACAUUGCGGGAUUUCGUGGAUAUAGAGGAGGUGCACAAGGCUGGAGCUGGGGCGUCGACCGAGUCGUCGCGCUUUGCCCGUCAGAUUGAGGAUGUUUCGGAAGCCGUCGGUGGGAUUGCCGCAGAUACUCAACAGCUGAUCGAAAAUGCCAUCCCCUCAAGUCCGGCGGUCAUCGACGGAUUACAAGAAGUGAUCACCAUUGCUAAGAAAAUAAGUUCCGACUACGAGCACGUGCUGGCCCUACCAAACAAUCAAAAAACACUAGCAAAUAUUUCUAGGCUUGCACUUACGCAUACUCAAGACCUAUUACCAUCUAUAUUGGAUAUAAGCGCUGAGAUCCAUGCGGGACUUGAAGAAGCUAUCCGGCGAUAUAAUGGUGCAAUGAAAGAAGCGCUCGAGCAUAUGCGAACCAUCUCUGCGAUUGAAUUGCGCCUGGCCGAUGUCCAAUCUCAAAUCAUCAACCUCAAUGUGCAGAGCGAUGCAUUUGAUAUUGUUUUCUCCGUCUACCACAUGCCUAUGGUCUACGGCUCCGUCUUGGUGGAAUCUGUUCGACGCCGCGAAUUUAAUGAGAAGAUGAAAGCCGACUCCCUAACUCUAGCAGAAGAGAUGGCUGUUUUUCGGGACGAGGAGCAACGUCGAAGGAAGAGAUGGUUGAAGAGCAUGGGGGAUUUCAUCUCUAUCACGGAUGCCACCACGCCAGGCGUCGAGAUAAAUCUUCAGGGCAUGGAUUAUCAGUGGCCCGAGGUCACUCGGAAAGACAUUGAAUCCUAUAUAAACGAGCUCAAAGCUCGACCUAACUUGGCUGGCUUGGCCGAUGAGCUUACUCAACAGUAUAAGGAGCUCGAUGCACCAACUCGUCACCAACGUCGCAGAGCAAAGGCUUUCAAACAAGGCAGCAUAUUUGACCUGAGCAGGAGCUCUCUACUUCUCCGCAGUGACGAUAUGCUUCGGAGUCUGAGAGACGAGAAGUCUAAGAUUGAGGAGAAGUUGAAGGGGUCUGAAAGUCGGAUCCGAAAACUCGAAGACCUCUUGCAUCGGCAGAGCCAGAUGAGCCGCCCAGUCAGCGGAAAUUUCAGUUUAGAAUUUCCAAGCUCGCCAGCUUCACCACAUCCCGAUCCGCUCUCUAGGCGCUCUUCAGUGUCUUCCCGGCGGAUGUCUGCAAAUCAAUCUUCUGAGGAAAGGGCCCAAGCUCAACGCAUCGUCACCCUUGAGGCGGAGUUGGCUGCGGAACGGGAAACCGUCCAAAGACUCCAAAAGGACGCGCAUGCCGAGAGGCUGUCUAACACGGACAAGAUACAGGAGGCGCAAUCCACCAAAAAAGACCUCAUUGGAAACCUCGAAGCUCGCCAACGCGAAUUCGACGAGGAACGGCGGUAUCUUGAGGGUGAAUUGAAGAAGUAUCGACUUCGCACAGAGGAGCUUGAGGAGGAACUCGAUAGAAUGACCGGCAGCCGCGACCAUGAAAAGCAGGACGCCGAUGAACGAAUCAAUCAAUUAGAGAACGAGCUUCAAAACAUUCACGCUCAUGCCGAAGAAGAGAUGCACCGAGCCAACAGCUUGUUCGAGGAGGUGCAGAGACAAAAGAAGGCGGAGGAGGAUUUCCAGCUGCGCAUCAACGAGCUUGAGAAGCAGCAAUCAGAGAGUCGGGCAAAAGAGCAGGAGAACCUUCUGUCUUUGCAAGCCGCUUUCAUGAGCCUGUCUCCGGGAGGCGCGGUGCCUGCAGAAAUUCCCAGCAUCAUCAAAGCUAUUGAGGUGCUUUCCGAAGGGCUGUCGAUCCAUGCCAAGAAUGCCGAAGAGAACAUGGCGGAAGCUGUAGCGGAGAAUAGGACCCUCGAGGAGCGUGUCAAUCAGAUAGAGAGCGAGCUUGACCAGACCAAGAAGAUCUUAAAUGAGCGCACGUCAGAACUGUCUCGCAUGCGGGAAGACUUGGCCCAAGAAAAGGAGAAGUUGUCUGCAGUACAGUCCGAGCUACAAGAAGAGCGAACACAACUCAGCACCUUGCAGUCACAGCAUACAACUGGCGACGCAGGUGCGGAUGCCCUGCGGGAACGUGUUGUUGAGGAAGAGCAAAAGCUGGCCAGAUUAUCUCAACGAUUGAAUGAGGUUGAGGCCCAGGCUCGGCAAUCUGAACACGAAGUAUCUGCAUGGAAGGACAAGGUCGAUGCCAUUUCGGAAGCGGAGCAACAUGCGACGGCUCGUAUUGAGAUUCGGGGCGCGAGAUCCAAGGAGCUGUCGCGGCAGCUCUUUGGGCAGGUUGAGAAGAUGGAGCAUAUGCUUGAGCAAUUGGGCUUCACCGUGAUCCGGCAGGAUGGCGAGAUCGUGGUUCAGAGGGCUUCGAAGGUCAACGCCGCAUCGGGUAUUGGAGACACUCUCAGCCAAUCUGCAGUGGUUUCUGUCAAGCCCGACCCCAGCCUUCUCGACUGGAUGGAAGCUGACAGUGCCGAAGAGGAGACGGACCGGUAUAUGGCAUUCCUGGAGUCUCUAUACCAGUUUGAUGUAGAGGUCUUCGGGGACACGGUAGUUAAGCGCGUCAAAGAUAUUGAGCUUCUUGCUCGGAAAUGGCAGAAGGAAGCAAGAGGAUAUCGAGACAAGUAUCACCGCACUCAGAGCGAGGCCCACGAAAAGAUCGCCUAUCGAACCUUCAAAGAAGGUGACCUUGCCUUGUUUCUCCCAACCCGCAACCAGGCCAUUCGGUCCUGGGCAGCUUUCAACGUCGGAGCUCCACACUACUUUUUGCGCGAGCAGGAUGCACACAAACUGCAGACACGCGACUGGCUGCUGGCUCGUAUCACAAAGAUCGAGGAACGUGUGGUGGAUCUCUCCAAAUCCCUGAAUGGAGCUAAUCCCGAUCGCCAAUCCCUUGGUGGCACGAGCGAUGCCACCUCGUUCGAUGAUGAAAAUCCUUUCGAACUGUCCGAUGGUCUUCGCUGGUAUCUCUUGGACGCAGCUGAGGAGAAACCCGGCGCUCCAGCAACCCCAGGCCUUGGGAAGAGCACAGUUGCGCCGGCGCACGUAGAUGCGCGGGGUAGCAUCCGAUUAAAACGUUCGACAAACGGAGGGAAUGUGGCCAAAACCUUGACGAGAAGCUUGGACAGCCGGCGCAAUAGCUCCAGCUCCAAGAAAGGGCCCUUGGGAACUCCCCAACGCGCCAACGAGUCGACAACCGAACUCACUCGACCACCCGAAUCUGGCACCCCGGGCUCUCAGCAAGCACGGGAGGCCGCUUCUACACCCGAAGAGGUUCGCCGUGACCAGCUCCAGGGGCCGUGA